Aureobasidium melanogenum CBS 110374 is the source of this 1659-nucleotide messenger RNA. RefSeq names its product amidase signature enzyme. Lineage: Eukaryota; Fungi; Ascomycota; Dothideomycetes; Dothideales; Saccotheciaceae. The coding region runs from base 1 to 1659 and encodes 552 amino acids. The record is from RefSeq and is a predicted model, not a curated record. The transcript has a single exon.
AUGCAGCUGCGACACCUCAAAUACUGGGCCUUACUCGUUGCGUCAACUGCAAUCAUCGCUCAUGGUCAAGAGCAGUUUGAUCCACGUGAGGCCACAAUAGCUUCUGUUCACAACGCGCUAUAUUCUGGCGAGAGCUGUCGCAGCAUUGUUUCUGCCUUCUUGUCACGUAUUGAGGCCUUGGACCAUGAAAACAUCAAUUCUAUAAUAUCUCUGGAUCCGGAUUCUCUUUCAAUUGCAUCAGAACAAGACGCACUGUUCGCUUCCAAGAAUGCCACAACAGGACCGCUGUUCUGCGUGCCCGUGCUUGUGAAGGACAAUCUUGACACUGCGUCUCUGCCAACUACCAGCGGAAGUCUUGCCCUGGCUGACUCGAGGCCUUCAGUCGAUGCUGCGGUUGUCAAGGCGCUCAAAGAUGCAGGUGCCAUCAUUCUAGGCAAAACAAAUCUCCAAGAACUCGCCUUGGAAGGAAUAUCCGUCUCCUCUCUUGGUGGUCAGACCAUCAACCCCUACGAUGCCGACAGAACUCCGGGAGGAUCGUCAGGAGGCAGUGGUGCCAGCAUUGCUGCAUCUUUCGCCGUCUUCUCCCUGGGUACGGAUACGAUCAACAGUGUACGUAGUCCAGCAAGCGCAAACAGCCUCUUCGGGCUACGUCCGACCAGAGGCCUCGUUUCAAGGGCUGGAGUCGUUCCAAACUCCCAUACACAAGACGCCGUUGGGCCCAUCGCUCGAUGCGUUGAGGAUCUUGCUAUCGCUCUUUCGGCAAUUGCAAGCACGCAGUUAGACCCUGAAGACAACAGUACUGCACUUGUACCUGAAGGUAUUCGUGGAACGGAUUACUACAGGGAUCUUGCUUCGAGCUCUCUUAGUGGUAAGACGAUCGGAGUUCUUGAGACAUUCUUUGACCGUACUCAGACCAAUGAAACCGAACCUGUCAAUGAGGCCUUGGACUCAAUGAUCGUGAGAUUGCAAGAAGCAGGUGCCACUGUUGUACAAAUCGAGGACCCCAAGUAUCGCGUAAACGCUAUACUCGCGUCAUGUGAAACUCAAAGAUUCGAAUUGAGGCAAGAAGUGGACCAGUAUCUGGCAAGGGCAAGCCUCAAGGGGCAACACCCUGCCACUCUCCAAGACCUGUAUAGCGAGGGCAAUUCUUUUCUUGUGCUGCCUCAACAGUACGAUUUCAUCAAGGCUGUUUUGAAGGGCAGUACACAGGAUCCCGAGUAUGAGGCGGUCUUGAACAAUAUCCAAGAUCUGACCAUGCAUCUGCACGAAACCUUCAAAACAAACCAUUUGGAUGCAAUUAUUUACCCGCAGCAAAAGAACCUCCCAGUGAGGAUUGGAGCCGCAAACCAACAUGGACGCAAUGGAAUUUUGGCUGGGGUGACUGGUUUCCCAUCACUGGCGCUUCCCGCAGGCUUCAGUCCAGCUACUGACACAGCCGCGGUCGGCAUCCCUAUUGGUCUCGAGCUGAUGGGCUUACCAUGGACAGAAGCCAAACUGCUACAGAUCGCGCACGAAAUCCAUGCUCUGACGCAGGUCAGGAAGCCUCCUGUGUGGGCUGGUCGGCACAUACCUGUUCGAGACUAUGCAACUGUACCUAGCGUCAUGCCCAAGGGUACCAACAGUAUCCCGUCGGCUUAUCCGCUUGGGGUUCUGCUGUAG